Molecule: messenger RNA, 1440 nt
Organism: Aureobasidium uvarum
Lineage: Eukaryota; Fungi; Ascomycota; Dothideomycetes; Dothideales; Saccotheciaceae
Source: the annotation of a GenBank genome assembly
AUGCUGUCGACGCUGCUGAGGCCGAAAAAGAGGCGCGCCAACAAGUCGCCCUUCUCGAGCCCCUUUAACAGUUCGCCCUUGGCUGCGCGCAAUGACUACGACCAGAUUGACGACAACGAGGGUGCGGGUGAUUACGACGACGACGACGGCGGCGAAGAUGAUCUGGACACACCGCUGUUGCCCAUCUUCUCGGCCGCACACUUGGACAAACUGCCCCUGUACAACAUCACGCACUCCUGCCGCAUACUGAUCGUGCAAAAGUGCGAGACCACCCUCACAUGGGACCAACUUCGCUCGCCUCAGGUCUCUCAAUUCUUGGUCAAACCCAUCCAGUCGCAGAUCCGCAAAGACCACUUCAACCGAGCGACCAUCUGCGCCCUGAUCGCAAAUUGCUUGCAGUUCCAGAAAGAGGCACAACAAGAUGCAGGAAACGCUGGCGUGAGCAAGACAAGAGCCAUGGUGUCCGAGUUGCUAGCCAUUCGCCUGCUGAAGGAGUUCAAUCUCCGUGAACUGAUCGAUGCGCUGAGUUACGACUUCAAUCCGCUCGAGGGCCUGGACGCUCCCGAGGGAGGCGCGCAGUUGAGGCAGUACAACAGGUCUGCGCGUAUCUCAACCGUCGAGAUCGCCAUCCGCGCUCAGGCCAAGCGCUUCCUGGCCCACCCGCUGGUCGUACAGCAGCUCGAGGCCAUCUGGGCAGGUAGCAUCGUCUUCCACUCGGCCGCUGACAAUCUCCACCGCAAACCGCCUACACCACCUCCCACCAGAGGAAGAAGUGGCUAUGGCACGAUCGCAGACACCGCUGCUUCUCAACCGCUCCCGACCAACAACUCGCAGCCUAGUUUCAGACGAAGUGUCACUCUCUACAAUCCCAAAGAUGCUUCACUCUUCAAGCUGUCUCGCUUGAGAGUGCCACGCUAUAGACAGCUCUUCUCUACCCUCUCCUUCGCCAUCAUGCUAGGCUUGUUCUUGGCUGUCUUGGUCGAUCGUUCUACCGAAAUCACUCCUCUCGAGAUCGUCUUUUGGUUUUGGAGUGCUGGCUACAUGCUCGACGAACUCGUGGGUUUCUCCGAGCAAGGCUUUGGCCUCUACAUUAUGAGUGUGUGGAACGCUUUUGACUUGGGUAUCUUGCUUUGCUUCUUCGCUUACUACGUACUCCGCCUCUAUGGUAUCUUGAUACCUGCUGCGCGCAGGCAUCAUACUGCCCAUAUGGCUUACGAUGUCCUGGCAUCCACCGCCGUACUGCUGUUCCCACGUGCAUUCAACGUCUUGGAUCAUUACAAGUACUUUUCGCAGCUGCUCAUUGCCUUUCGCUUGAUGGUCCAAGACAUGAUUGCCAUCCUUGUCCUCAUAGUCAUUGCCUGUAGUGGCUUCUUUGUUGCCUUCACACUGUCUUUCAGUGAAGAGAAGGCGGAGGCCUCCAAGGUUGCAUAUGCAUUGUAA